AUAUGAUGAGCUACCUAGAGAGUCAUAAUAAUAAUAAUACCCUUCCAUUUCAUCAAAUAUCCCAUCACCCCCACCCACAUCUCUCUUCCUCUCUCUCUCUCUAUUUAUCAAAAAUACAGUACUACUGUGUUAACCUUCUUCUCUCUUUCCCCUAAUGUCUGCAGAGGGAUUUGAAGCAGCAUAUCAUGUCCCACAACAAAGCCGAAGAGAUAAACUUCGAGGCGAUACUAAUUUCCUCCCUAAUUUUUACAAUAACAAUCCAUUUCUCCUUAACCCUUCUGAUUUCCUUUUAAUUUCUCAUAACAAUAAUAAAGAUAAAUCUAUGGAUCCACAAAUAUCCUCCUCUUUUCAAGAAAUUAACAAUUAUCCUCUCCUCUACAAUACAAAUCAAAGUAAUCAACUCCGAUUUCUUCACGGUAUUGGCGUUGUAUAUAAACAAGAACAAGUAUCAUCGACACAUGAGCCACCAAAUAAUAAUAGUACUAGUAAUUAUGUUGGUAAUACGGGUCAAGGAUUGUCUUUAUCAUUAUCAUCUCAUAAUCAACCUCAUAAUCAUAAUUACCAAAGGAGCAGUAAUAAUAAUAGUUCUAUUCCGCUAGAGCUGAACUCGUCAUUAUUUACAACUGUGGCCGCGGCUGAUUGUUGUAAUAAUGAGUUGUUGUUGUCAUCGAAGAGUUGUAGUAGUAGUACUAUUCUUGGUCCUUUUGGUGGGUAUGCUUCAAUUCUCAACAGAUCAAGAUUCUUAAAGCCUGCACAACAAUUAAUGGAAGAAAUUUGUGGGAUUUAUGCUCAGAAAUUGUUAGAAGCUGAUGAUGAUUCUGUAGGAGUGAUGGAUCCUUCAACAGAUGCACCUCAUGAUGAUAAUGGAAGUGAGCAUAGAAGGAACAAGUCCAAGUUAAUUUCAAUGCUAGAUGAGGUAUAUAGAAGGUACAAGGAAUACUAUCAGCAACUACAAGGAGUAGUGUCAUCAUUUGAAUCAGUUCCUGGACUUGGAAAUGCAGCCCCAUUUGCAAACCUAUCUUUAAAAGCAUUGUCCAAACACUUUAGGUGCCUAAAAAAUGUCAUCGCUGACCAAACGCACUACACAAUUAAAAUUCAUAGCCAUAGUAGUCAAAUAAACUGUGAUGAUUCUACAAGUACAAGAUCAGUUGGGAAAGGCAACUUUAAUCAUAAUAAUUUCCAAAGAGUUGCUAUACACAACGCUGAAUUUGUUGAGCAUCAUCAGCCUGUUUGGCGACCACAAAGAGGCCUACCGGAGCGUGCUGUAACUGUUCUUAGGGCUUGGUUGUUUGACCAUUUCUUGCACCCUUAUCCCACAGAUUCUGACAAAGUAAUGUUGGCCAAACAAACUGGUCUUUCAAGGAAUCAGGUUUCUAACUGGUUUAUCAAUGCAAGAGUUAGACUAUGGAAGCCAAUGGUUGAAGAGAUACACAUGCUUGAAACUAGGCAAGCUAACAAACAAAAUAUCCAGGGCCAAAACAACAACAACAACAAUUCCAUUGAACAUUUUCCCACAAGUAAUAAUUCACUUCCAUCUACAUCAGCAACACAGCAAUUUAAACAAGUUUCAUCGAAGAGAACGCGAAAUAAUGAUCCAGCAGAUCAAAUGAAUUUAUCAUUUUCGCCUCCUUCUCGUGUUGGAAUCGAUCGAGUGAGUGCUACAUCAGGUGGAAAUGGUGGGGUGUCAUUAACAUUGGGACUUCAUCAUCAGAACAAUAUUGGACUUGGGGGCUUAUCAUCAGACCCUUUCCCAAGAAAUGCAGCGCGACGUUUUGGUAUCGAUGCAAAUAACGAGGAAUUCAUGUUUGAUGAUGGAUUUGAAGCACAAAAUCGUCAGUUAGGAAGUGAUCAUAAUAAUAAUAAUAUUGGAGGUCAAUUGUUGCAUGAUUUUGUUGGUUGAAAUAUUAAUUUUCUGCAUUUUGUCGCCUUGUAUUGGCAGAUACCAAUCAAGGAUUUAAAUGUAUUGAUCGUGAAUUCAAUUUGUAUAUUACAUGAAGUUUUCUUGCA
Messenger RNA from Solanum dulcamara, 2007 nucleotides. RefSeq names its product BEL1-like homeodomain protein 9. Gene Ontology annotation, molecular function: RNA polymerase II cis-regulatory region sequence-specific DNA binding; DNA-binding transcription factor activity, RNA polymerase II-specific. Gene Ontology annotation, biological process: regulation of transcription by RNA polymerase II. Lineage: Eukaryota; Viridiplantae; Streptophyta; Magnoliopsida; Solanales; Solanaceae. The coding region runs from base 155 to 1900 and encodes 581 amino acids. The record is from RefSeq and is a predicted model, not a curated record. The transcript is spliced from 4 exons.